AUGACGGGGGCGCUUCUAAGUCAUGAGCUAUCGCAAACUACGAUACGAACGCAAGCAGCUUUAGAACAGGUGCCGGUUGGCGAGCGAGGUCACGCAAAAGAGCAGUUCUUCCUGGACCACCAUAGGAAGAUCGCUGAAAUAUACCCCCUACCAUUAUCGGCAGCCGCAGCCGAGUUCUGGGGUAGCGCCGACCUUGUCGAUUUGCCUUCCCUCACGCGUUCGCACAUUACCGGGCGCAUCAUUCCGCGCCAGCCUAACAUGCAUCCUCGUAUGCGCGCCUUCAAAACAUGGUCGUACAAAGAUUUGACCGAAGACCCUCUCGAGCACAUCAACCAUCACAGAAAGUCUAUAAAACAACAGUACCUCUGGAUCCUUGAGCUGGAAUGGGAGCUUUACGCGACGGUCGAGCAGGCGAACGACAAAGACAGAGUGAUUGAACAGCUCGAGAAAGACAACGAGAGGCUCUUGGGAGAGUUGAUAAAGCUCAACGACUGGUCCGCUGAGUACAGCGAUCUGAUCACCGUUUUGCGACAUAAGCUCGGGACCGCACGGCCUUCUUCGAUGAUCACCGCCGUGCCGGAACAGCUUAGCCCAGAGUUGAGAUACAAGCUCGCGGCCGCAGUGCCUGCUUCGAGGCUCACUGCCGUGCCUAAACAGCUUAGGCCAGAGUUGAGACACAGGCUCGAGACUGGGUGGGUCGCUAUGAUGAUCCCCGCCGCGUCUGCACAGUCCAGCGAUGAGUAUGAAGAGCUCCUUCGCAGGCACAAGGAACUGUGGGAGCAAUUCCUCUUGACGGGUGACGACAUCAAGGAGCUGGAGGCGGAGAAGAAGAGAUUCACUGAGGAACGCAGUGAGUUGGUAGCCGAAAACAAACGUCUCAGGACAAGAUUCAACGAGCUAUCAAUAAUGGCUUUGGAUAAACGCAGAACCGGCAAACGCCACGUCACCACAACCCGGAUCUCGAGGGUGUCUUCAACCUCUGCAUUCAGGCAGUCUAUCACCGGCCCGAAGAGAAGAUUUAUCAAGCUUCGAAAGCGAGCAACGAGGAUGCGGAUUGGGUGCCAGCAUUCCGCUGAGCCGAACCAACCGGCAGAAAAAAGGAUAGGAUGGACAACAGACCUCGUAUGGCCGAUGGUUAUCGAGGAUGAGUAG
Molecule: messenger RNA, 1152 nt
Organism: Alternaria novae-zelandiae
Lineage: Eukaryota; Fungi; Ascomycota; Dothideomycetes; Pleosporales; Pleosporaceae
Exons: 3
Coding region: 1-1152 (383 amino acids)
Source: RefSeq, a predicted model, not a curated record